AUGCAUCCAUUUGGAAAAGAGGAAGCUGCCUCAGUAGAACAGCUCUUUGAAUUUUUUUGUGAGUGCCUGAAACGUGGAGAAUGGGAACUGGCACAAGCAUGUGUUCCUCAGCUCCACAGAGGACAAGGGGAUAUACCCAAGAAGGUGGAAAAGAUCCUUCAGGCUCUGGUGGCUUGUCCAGGCUUGAUGAGAUGUGGGCAACAUGACAGUCCCCAAAGGUUGGCCUGGAUCUGGCUUCUGAUGCUGGAAAAAUGGCUAGAAUGGGACAAGAAAUUUCCCCCAUCUACUCUGCGGAGGAGGACAGAGUUUCUUUUGCUAUCAGAAGAUCUACAAAACAAUGUUCCAGAAGAUAUCCUUAAGGAGCUAUAUGAGGUCAUACCACAAGAUGAUGUAGGACCUUUGACUGACAGCAUUACGAAGGGAGAGAAUUGGGCACCUCAGCUCAGCACAAAAGCUGUUUCUACCCUCUGGGACCUCCUGUGGCAGGCACCCCUUCAGGCACAGGCUCUACUAGAUCUUUUGCUUGGAGAAGACAAUGGCAUAGGAGCCUGUGGCUGGCCUUUGCAGAAACUAUUGGUUGACUUUAUCCAGAGAGCGCUGAAGUCUCUUAAGGGGUCCUGCCCUUUCCCCUCUGGGGUAUCCGAUGCCAUCUAUGGGACUCUGUGUAUACUACGCUCUCCUGUGGAACCACUUGGGGUUGAGUGGCAUCUUCUGUGCGAGGAGCUACUUAGAGCCUGUGAAACUGAGGGUGGUCCCCUGCAGGAGGAGCAACUCUUGGGCUGCCUGAUAAGGAAAGCUAGCCAGAGCCUGAUUGCCUUAUAUGGCAAUAUCUAUGCAGAACAGGUGAAGGAAAAGCUUUUGGGCUCUAAAACCUUUGGAAAAGUUCCAUCUGAUCCUCCAGAUCCUGAGAAAGCAAUGCUGACUCUGUUCUCCAAUCCUAAUAUAACCCGGUCCUGGAAGAUGGCCUAUUUUUACUGCUUGAGCAGCAACAAACACUUCCUGGAGCAGAUCCUGACAACAGCACUAGCACUGUUGAAGGAAGAAGACUUUUCAGGCCUGAGCUGCUUGCUGGAUAAAGAAUUCAGGCCUCUCAGUCAACUAGUCGUGCUUCUGGGAUGGACUCAUUGUCAAAGCCUGGAGGCAGCCAAGUUGCUGCUCCAGACCCUCCAUAGGACACAGAAUCAAGAGUGUGAUAAGCUCCUCAGAGAUGCCUGUGAUGGUUUGUCAGCACAUGUAGAGGUCCUAGAGUGGUGUCUACAGCAAAGCAGCCUUCUUGUAUCAGAGAGAGAGAUCCUGCAUCACUUGCAUAGUGGAGACAACCAUUCAGUGCUCUAUUCCCUUUAUCACCUCACAAACCUUCCUGCUCUUCGGGAAGAAGAUGUUCUUGAGCUACUGCAAAACAUGCUCGUCAAAGAACCACGGCAGGAUCACUCUGAUGCCUCAGUCCCGAACCAUCUGAAUCAAUGUCAGAACCUGACACUCUUCCAGGGGUUCUGUGCCAUGAAGUAUGCCAUCUAUGCCCUCUGUGUGAAUUCUCACCAGCGCUCUCAGUGCCAGGUCUGCAAGGAAGGACUUUCUGAGAACCUGACCACCAACCAGGAGCCAACAAAGGACUCUCCUUCCCCAGGUGCCUCAAAUCUCUUUUCAACCUACCUGGCCAAGUGUCAACAUUACCUACGCAGUAUUCCCAAUUCCCUGCGGCUAGAACUUCUGGAAAAUAUUUUCUCUUUGCUCUUCAUCACCUCUAGUGACCUUCACUCAGACCCUACCCUGCCUGAGGAUUAUGCUGAUGAUGAUGACCUCGAUGGAAAAAGUCCCCCAGAUCUAGUAUGGUCUCCCUCUGAAAAUCCCCGGAUUAUCCCCCAGCCUGAGAGGAAGUCAGAAGGGGCUGCCCUUGAGGUGCUCAGAGGUCUUCCUCACCCUUUCCCAAGCUGUCUGAUUGCUGAGGCAAGAGGCAGGAGCCCAGAACAAGGCUUUCUGGACCUGAAACACUUUACUAGCAGUAGCAAUGGGUUUCUAGCUGAUGAACUAGCAAUGGAGGCUUUUCUCAAGCUUCUCCAAGAGCAAUUGGAGGAAAUUAGCACUUACAAGCCCUCUGAGAACCUGAAACUGGUAGAAAGCCAGUGCCUCUCAGGAAGCAGAGAUAGCUUACAGAGUCGACUACACCAAUUCUCCAAAAUUCUCUCUGAGGCACAGUGGAGAUAUAAGGUGGUAAUCAGCAACCAGAACACAGAGGAGCAGCUCACAGCCUCCCAGAAAUGCCAUACCCUGGCCACACGCCACUCCAGUCUACGCUGGGCUCACCGGGCAAGAAGGAAUAAGUCAGAUGGCCGGGACAGAUCCUCCAACCUGUCGCUGGAAAGUACAAGUAGUGAACUAAGCACGAGCACCUCAGAGGGAAGUCUGAGUACUAUGUCUGGGCGCAGUGAAGUGGAGGUCCAACUACCACCCCAACCACAAAACCCACUUAUCCCCAUGAUGCUGUCUCAGCCUGAGUCACUUCUUGCAUCUUGUAUUCUCCGAGGGAACUUUGUGGAAGCGCAUCAGGUGGUGUUUAUGUUUGACCUGAAGUCCUCUCCCAGCUGUGGUGAGCUCAUGUUUAUGGAGCGCUACCAAGAAGUGAUCCAAGAAUUGGCCCAAGUAGAGAACAAGAUUGAAAACACGAUCUCAGAGGGGGGCAGUACCACUGUCCGACGGACUGGCAGUGGUCGCUCGACUCUGCAGGCCAUUGGCAAUGCUGCUGCAGCAGGUAUGGUAUUUUACUCUAUCUCUGAUGUGACUGACAAACUGCUUAGCAUCUCUGUAGACCCCAUCCCAAUCCUCCAGGAGGACUUCUGGAUAAGCAGCAAGCAUAUGGAACCCACUGCUCCCUUGAAGGACAUUCUGGAAGACCUCAGCCCCCCAGCUAUGGCUGCAUUUGACCUAGCCUGCACCCAAUGCCAACUAUGGAAAACUUGCAAGCAACUUCUGGAAACAGCUGAACGACGUCUGCAUAGCAGCCUCGAGAGUCGAGGUCGAAAACUUGACUAUGUUCUUCUGAAUUCUGAUGGCAUUAGAGGCUUUCCAGUUGUUAUUCAGCAAAUUGGCAAACUUCUCAACUACCCUUUUGUGCCAACAGGGCAAGCUAAAUCUGACAGUACAGAAGAGAAAGCAAGCAGUCACCCUCGGUACAGUGUUACAGAGCUCCUUCAGAUGUGCCUCCCAAGCCUGACAGAGGACUGUGCGUCGAACCAAGCCAUGAUUUGCCAACAGCGAGAGCAGAUUCUUCAGACACUUAUGCAGGCACUGCAGCUGCCAGAACCUAAAGGCAACCCACUAUCUUCCUUGGUGGCACAGAAAUCUCAGAAACUGCCUGAAACAGGAGCCCACCCUGUGCAGAACCAGACAAAUCGUCUCAUGAAGAACUUAAGCAGCCAGAUCCCAGUAGACAGAAAGCAAACUGACUAUGUAGAUGCCUUCUUCAACUAUUCAAAUACCAUGGCUUCUGUGCUCCUUCGAAGCCUGAGUUCUGAGCCUGAUCACAUAGUGAAGGUGAAAGUGGGGAACCCUUUCGUCAUUCUGCAACAGAGCCCUUCCCAACUGAUAUCUCACCUCCUCCUUGAAAGGCAGAUUCCCCCUGACAGGCUAGCAUCCAUUCUGGCCCAAGAGGAGCUCAGCCUGAGUGUGCCACAAAUUAUCAUCAGCUGCUGCUGCCAGCCCCUUACUCUUUGCCUUCCUCGACAGAGCCAACAGAUUUGGUCCCUUCUGACCCAUUUGGGUGUAUUGGCACAGCUGCAUACCUCCCGUUACCUGACUGACAUUCCACUUCCUAGUCUUACUCCAUCAGAACCAAAAGAGAAAUCUAUAUUGGAUCCCUCUUCUCCCUCAUCGGGUGAUUCACCACUCCCUGCCCUCACACCUUCUGCCUUAGCUUUCCUCAAAUCCCACUCAAAACUACUGACAGCUCUGGCCUGCCUUGGGGUUACCCUGGGGUCACAAGUCCCCAAGCCCAGUCUGUCAUGGAAGGAACUGUGUGGACGGAGAGAGGCACCUCUGGCUCCAGAACAGGUAGCCCGAGAAUGUGAGAACCUCCUGGAGCAGGUCCCUAUGUUGGAAAACUUCCUCAUGACUGCCUGGGAGCCUCUCCGGGGUACCUGUGAGGAGGAACAGAGUUUGGCAGGGGGCUUGUGUGGCCAGACUUGUGUCUCUACUGUUCUCCUGGGCUUACACUCUCCUGUUGCCGUGGAUGUGCUGACAAAGGCCUUUGAGGAAGCGUUAGUAACCAGAAAUUGGGCCCGGGCCCUUCAGCUCAUGGACUUGUAUGGACAAGACAUGGAGGAACUGAGCAACAUAAAGGAUGUUGUUCUGAGCUGUGCCACUGUGAAUGAUAAGGAUGGCUGGCAGUACUUGUUUUCUGUAAAGGAUGCAAUUCUCAGAAGCCAAAUGGCCCUUAGAUUUGUGGAGAGGUGGCCUCUAGAGCCUUGCCUAGAACUUUUGUCCUUCUGCAUUUCGGAACCAGCUGUCCCAGAAGGAUUAAUAUCAGAGUUACGUGCAAGGCUGAAGGAGCUCCAAGUUUACCAGAAGAUUCUGGAUUUGCAGUCCACUCCAAUGUGGUCUGGCUGGCAGACACUGAAGAAGUGUUGUUCUGAGAAUCCAUCAGUAGUCAUGGACCUGAUUCUGGAAGCAAAGGAAUAUGAGCUGUGUGAGGAAUGGGGCUGCCUCUAUCCUAUUCCAAGAGAACACUUAAUCAGCUUGAACCAAAAACAUCUCCUCUUCCUUCUAGAGAGCGGAGAUCAUGAAAAAGCCCUCCAGCUGCUUCAGAGAAUCUCUGACCCUUCUAUGCGUCUUGAUGUCACAGAGUGUUCCCUUGACCAGCAUCCCAGUCUGGCCACUUCUCACUUCUUAGCCAACUACCUCACCACUCAUUUCUACAGGGAACUGACAGCUGCUCGACACUUUGAGAUCCAGGCUCUAUACAUGGGGUCCAAGGUUCUGCUGACUUUGCCUGAGCCACACCGGGCCAGCUACACCCACCUGUCUUCUAGCCCCUUGCUCAUGCUGGAGCAGCUGCUGAUGAACAUGAAAGUGGACUGGGCCACCCUGGCUGUGCAAACCCUACACCACCUUUUGGCUGGGCAAGAAAUAGGCUUCACUGUGGAGGAUAUUGACUCACUGCUUUCCAAAUAUGCAGGGAAAGCACUUGACUUUCCAUAUUCAUUGAAAGAAAAGCGAUCAGAUUCUGUAAUUCACCUCCAAGACAGUCUUAAUCAAGUUUCAGAACCUGAGACCUUGUCUCGAUCAACAUCAAUUGAGUUCUCCACUGCUACUUUUUCUGGAGUCUCCAUUGUACAGUCUCCAAACUUAAAGAAGAGAAGCUUCUCACAGAGUGAUCCCUUGGAAUUUGUACCCCCAGAAAAACCCCCAGAUAGGCAGCAGUGGGUACCAGAUGAGAUGGAAAACACCUGUAUGGUAUGCAGAAGUGAACAUUUCACCAUGUUUAACCGCCGUCAUCACUGCCGUCGUUGUGGCAGGCUGGUGUGUGGCUCUUGCUCUACCAAGAAGAUGGUUGUGGAUGGCAGCAGAGAGAACCCAACUCGUGUGUGUGACCAAUGCUACAGCCACUCCAACAAACAUUUGCCAGAAGAGAGUAUAGGACAUUCAGAAGCCUCAGACAGCCCUUCAAGUGAGAGCCCCCUAUACUUGGCUGUGGUACGAGUCCCCAAAGCAAAUCAGCUGGAGUGGACUCUAGAUCUGAAUGAGGAAGAAAAUAAUCUGGUGCGGAGCGAGUUUUACUAUGAACAGGCCCCCAGUGCCUCCUUGUGCAUUGCCAUCCUGAAUUUGCACCGUGAUAGCGUUGCCUGCGGCCAUCAGUUGAUUGACCACUGCUGCCGCCUAUCCUGGGGUCUGACCAACCCUGAGGUGGAUGCUGGGCUGCUCACAGAUAUCAUGAAGCAGCUGCUCUUCAGUGCCAAGAUGAUGUUUGUCAAAGCUGGACGGAGUCAAGACUUAGCAUUAUGUGACAGCUACAUCAGCAAGGUGGAUGUACUGAAUAUUUUAGUUGCUGCUGCCUAUCAACAUGUACCAUCUCUGGAUCAGAUCCUACAGCCAGCUGCAGUAACAAGACUAAGGAACCAACUUUUGGAAGCUGAAUACUAUCAGCUGGGUGUUGAGGUCUCCACAAAAACUGGACUGGAUCCCACUGGUGCGUGGCAUGCCUGGGGUAUGGCCUGCCUCAAAGCUGGGAACCUGAUAGCAGCACGUGAGAAGUUCAGUCGAUGUCUCAAGCCACCUCUUGACCUCAAUCAGCUAACCCAAGGCUCAAGGCUGAUCCAGGAUGUAAUUGAGUACUUGGAGUCCACAGCAAAACCUAUCCUGUCAGUGCAGGAUGAUGAUUAUUUUGCCACUCUGAAGGAGCUGGAAGCCACUCUUCGAACUAAGAGCCUCUCUCUAGAAGUCAUUCCAGAUGGUAAAUCCAUGCACAACACCUACUAUCAGGAGUGCCUCUUCUAUUUACAUCACUAUGGCACCAACCUAGCCAUCAUCAGCUUCUACAUGAGGCACAAUUGCAUGAGAGAAGCCCUGGAACACCUGCAGAAGAAGGAGAGUCCCCCAGAAGUCUUUAUUGAAGGCAUCUUCCAACCAAGCUACACAAGUGGGAAGCUACACAUUUUGGAAAACUUGCUAGAAGACAUUGAUUCAACUUUGGAGAGCUGGGGAAAGUACUUGAUUGCUGCCUGCCAGCACUUACAGAAGAAAAACUACUACCACCUUCUCUAUGAGCUGCAGCAGUUCAUGAAGGACCAAGUCCGUGCUGCCAUGACCUGCAUCCGAUUCUUUUGUCACAAGGCAAAGACCUAUGCAGAACUGGGAGAAAAACUUACAUGGCUGCUUAAGGCUAAGGAUCAUCUCAAGAUCUAUCUACAGGAGUUAUCCCGGAGAACAGGAAAGAAGAAACUCACUUUUUUCCGGAAAAAGAUGAAUGCAGCAGAUGUGUCAAGGCACAUGAAUACAGUUGGCCUGCAGCUGGAAGUUACCAGGUUUCUACAUCGGUGUGAAAGCGCUGGGACUUCCCAGAUUACAGCCCUGCCCCUACCAACCCUGUUUGGAAACAAUCACAUGAAAAUGGAUGUUGCUUGUAAAGUAAUGCUAGGAGGGAAGAAUGUGGAAGAUGGCUUUGGGAUAGCAUUUCGUGUCCUACAGGACUUCAAACUAGAUGCACCUGCCACUUAUUGUAAAGCUGCCCAGCAACUAGUGAAAAGAGAGAAAUACAGUGAGAUACGCCAACUACUCAAGUGUGUGAAUGAAUCUGGAGUGGCAGCCAAAAGUGAUGGUGAUACUAUCCUCCUUAGUUGCCUAGAGAAAUUUGGGAGCAUUCCAUCCCAGGAAUUGGAUGGCCUAAUCCAAGCAAUACACAGUGAUGACAACAAGGUUCUGGCCUAUCUGAUGUGCAGCAAGCUGCGUUCUGCCUACCUAAUAGCUGUGAAGCAGGAGCUGUCCCGGGCCACAGAUCUUGUCCAGCAGGUGCAGCAGGCAGCCCAGAGCAGUGGAGAUGAAGUGGUCCAGGACAUUUGCGCCCAGUGGCUUCUCACCUCCCGCACCAGGUGUCCCCUUGGCUCCAGUUCUAGAAAGUGACCGCUGAGGAGGACAACCCCAAGAAACUCUACAGUGAGGAACAGCAGUCAUGCUUGUCCAUCUUGCAGAGCAAGAUUCUUACAUGGCUCUGUCCCCAGGUUUAACUGAGCGGAGUUGAAAGCCCGCUCCCCUCUUCACACAAGUGCCAUGUGUCUGUGGGUGUGAGUGGGUGUGUCCUGGUGGCCACUUCUUUCUACCUCACAUUGUAAGAGUGUGUAUUUGUGUGUGUGUGCGUGUGUGUGUGUGCGUGUGCACACUUGGAGAGGCCACGCUUUUUCGAACAAACAACUCUCUUCCAUUGAGAAGAGGCACUUUAGUUUUGCCUUUUUGCCAAUCUUGGAACUCUCCUUGUGUGCUUUGGUUCUUAACCCAGUACGUUCUGUUUGUACACAGUCCCCUGGGUACAGAAAUGUUUUUGUGUUGUCUCAGCUGGAAUGAUUUUACACAGAAUUACAAAGCUCUGCAAGAAAGUUUACUCUCCUUCCCCUCCAAUCCUUCUGUGAGAUUCAUAGACUUUAUUUUGAAGAUCAUGUUUAUGGCCAAAUAAAAUUGAUUUUUUUCAUAGGAUGCUCUCUUCUCAUGAGCACAAGUUGUUGACAUGAGGCUUUGGUUAUUGAUGGAGUGGGAAACGUUCUCAUGGUCCUUGGUUCGAGAAUUGAGGCAAUAAAUGUCAGUAUCCAGACAUGCCACACAUCUGCCUGACAGUCUGUGAUGUAGGCAGGAAAUAUAUAUAUCACUUUUAGGCCUGCAUACUGGACAGGAAACAGACCCUUUUGAGUAGAUGUCAUGUUGAGUGUGAAAGCACAGUUCUGCCUUUCACCAAUCAGGGAUUACCAAUUCUGAGGGAAGAAGGAAUUUACAGGUCUUUGGGACCUAUAAUUAGAACAUCUUGACAGCAAAGAUGAUUAGUUACAGGAACACUGCCCUCCCCCUUAGGAUAGAAAAAGAAAAACAGUGGCCUACGAUUGGACAUCCACUUUGAUCAGAUAGAGCAGCAUUUCACUUCUGGGUGUCAGAGAAUGCUGUUUUGCACCUUAAGUUGGGGGUUGGAGAGAAAUGUGGUCUGGUGUCUCCCUUUUACCUCCUGUUUCCUGGCAUCUCUUUAAAGCCAAGAUAUGGGAUACUCUGGCCAUUUGUGAGGUUACCUGUUUCUUCCUCAUAUUGUAACACAGAAAAUAGUCAAGGACAUGAGGACAAAAGAACUUAUUUCUUCUUGAGCCUAUGAGGAAAAAGUCAGAAGGAGAAGGAAUUUUUUUAAAGAUAGGGAAAAGUCACUCAGUACAAAACUAAUGCUGCUUUUUUUUUCUUCCUUUUUUAAAAUGUUUUCCCUAAGACUAAAAAAAAAUAGAUUCCAACUAAGAACGUGGCUCCACUAAACAGAGCCCAAGAUACUUACUGACUUGGAUCUAAAAAUGGCCCAUCCGUUAAGACCAUCCAUCUUUCUCCAGCUCCUAGAGAGGAUUCUCGCCAAUCAGAACUUAAUCUGGUCAUCUCAUUUGAUGCAGAGCUGAUUGCAGGGAAUGCUUUACCCUCAGGAUGUAGUACAUAAAGGGUCUAUGUGUUUUCCUUCUGAGUUACCUUUUAGAAGUAAAAUAACAUCUGCCUUAGCUGUCUUUCAGAUGAAUUGCUUCUGUCUAGUUAGAGGUCCCAAGGAAAUACUGUACCCUCUUUGGGUAAGGCUUAAAGAGUAUAAGUGAUUUUUCCUCCCCUUUGUCAAAGAAUGAGCUCUUUCCAUGGGACCAGUGGCACAUCCCUCUGGAGAUAUUUCUGUCCCCUUCUAACUCUUCCCUCUUUGCACUGAACCAUAUGCACUUUACACUAAUGGGUUACAGAUUUUACAGCCCAAUUCUGGGUUUUAAACUCACACUGUUGUUCUCAUGACUAAUUAAACCAGACAGUGGGUGGCCCAGUAUGCAACAGAGCUAAUGAUUUUGGAGUAUGAUGCUGGGAUCACCAAUGAGAAAGUACAUUUUCAUGUUGUGUUUUUAAAAAUUAAUCACAAUAAAAUGUUGGCCCUUUACA
Molecule: messenger RNA, 9633 nt
Organism: Gracilinanus agilis (Agile Gracile Mouse Opossum)
Lineage: Eukaryota; Metazoa; Chordata; Mammalia; Didelphimorphia; Didelphidae
Gene: ZFYVE26
Product: zinc finger FYVE-type containing 26
Exons: 41
Coding region: 1-7611 (2536 amino acids)
Biological process (GO): double-strand break repair via homologous recombination; mitotic cytokinesis; regulation of cytokinesis
Cellular component (GO): centrosome; lysosomal membrane; midbody
Molecular function (GO): metal ion binding; phosphatidylinositol-3-phosphate binding
Source: RefSeq, a predicted model, not a curated record